AGAAAAAUGAUAUAUAGUGUUUGAAGAAAAUAAAGUUUUACCGUUGUCACUACCACGAAGCAAGAGAGAAGAGAGAGCUAGACAAAAAUGGCAGAAACUGCAGUGUCUUUUGCGAGUCAGCAUUUGCUUCCAAAAUUUUUAGAAGCUGUAAAGAUGGUGAGAGAUCUCCCAAAAGAAGUUGCAGAAGUUACAGAUGAACUAGAGAGCUUUCAGGAAUUCAUCCAUGAAGCAAACAAAGUGGCGGAAGCUGAAGAAGAUAACAGUAAGCUCAACAGAAUAAGAAAAAGGUUGAUGAGGCUGAGAGAAGCAUCUUUUCGCAUGGAAGAUGUCAUCGAUGACUAUUUGAUAUGUGACGAAAAGCAAUCUGAGGAAGAUCCUCGAUGUGCAGCUUUACUCUGUGAGGCUGUUGAGUUCAUCAAAAGUCAAAUCCACCGCCUUCAAAUAGCGUAUCAGAUUCAGGAUGUUAAGUCACUUGUUCGUGCAGAAAGAGAUGGCUUCAAAAACCAUUUUCCCAUUGAACCAAGAUCAGACAGUUCUAGAGGAAAGGAAAAUUUCACAUGGCAUAAAUUUCGAAUGGAUCCUCUCUUUAUUAAGGAACAUGAGGUUGUUGGCCUUGAAGGCCCUACACAAACACUGAAAAAGUGGUUGACAGAGGGAAGGGAAGAACGCACUGUGAUCUCUAUUGUAGGAAUGGCUGGAUUGGGAAAAACUACUCUUUCUAAGCAAGUCUUUGACAAGGUCCAUAAACACUUUGAGUGCCAUGUAUUGAUCACAGUGUCUCGACCGUAUGCUGUUGAAGAGUUGCUGAGGACUAUGAUGAACGAGCUUUGCAAAGAAAUAAAGGAGGAUCCUCCUCGAGAUAUUUCAACUAUGAAUCAAUUGUCAUUGAUAAAAGAAGUCAGAAACCGCUUGUGCAAUAAGAGGUAUGUUGUCUUGUUUGAUGAUGUUUGGAAUGAAACAUUUUGGAAUGACAUUGAAUUGGCUAUGAUUGAUGAUAAAAAUGGAAGUAGGAUAUUAAUCACUACCCGGGAAGAGAAGGUUGCGGAGUUCUGUAAAAAUUGUUUACUUUAUAGGCUGCAAACUUUAAGUAAAGAAAAGUCACUGGAGUUGUUAUAUAAAAAGGCAUUUGGGUAUGGCUUUCAUGGACGUUGUCUAGAAGAUUAUGAAGAAGCAGGUCUGGGCAUUGUUAGGAAGUGUGGAUAUUUACCUCUAGCAAUUGUAGCUAUUGGUAGUCUUUUAUAUAGAAAAUGUAAAAGUCCAUCUGAUUGGGCCCUGUUUAGUCAAAAUCUAAGUUUAGAGUUGGAGAGCAAUUUCGAGUUAGACAGUGUUAAAAAAAUUUUAAGUUUGAGUUACGAUGAUUUACCACAGAAUCUGAGGUCAUGUUUGUUGUAUUUCGGAAUGUAUCCUGAAGAUUAUGAAGUUAAAUGUGGUAGAUUAAUUCAGCAGUGGAUAGCUGAAGGGUUUGUGAAACACGAACUCGAAAGAAAUUUAGAAGAAGUUGCAGAACAACAAUUAAUGGAGUUGAUCAGUAGAAGCUUGGUACUAGUAGCAUCAUUUACCAUAGAUGGGAAAGUGAAAGCAUGUCGUGUUCAUGACUCAAUGCAUGAAAUGAUCCGUGGAAAAAUUAAGAACACAGGGUUUUGUGAGUAUAUUGAUGGACAUAAUCAUUUGGAUUCAAGCGGUAUCACUCGACGCUUAACAGUGGCAACAAGCUCCAAUGAUUUAAGUGGAUCUAUGGAAGAAUCAGAACAUGUUCGGUCAAUUCUAAUUUUCGCGAAUGAAACUGAAGACUUCACCAGCCGCUUGCUUGGUAAAUACAUACGGUUGAAGGUGCUCGAUUUUGAAUCUGCUCCAUUGUAUGAGGUUCCUGAAAAUUUGGGGAGUCUAAUUCACUUAAAGUAUCUAAGCUUCCGGAGUACAUUCAUAAGAAGCCUUCCAAAAUCCAUUGGUAGGCUGCAGAACUUGGAGACAUUAGAUGUACGAACAAAAGGGGAAGUUCAGGUACCAAAGGAGAUUACCAAGCUUAGAAAGCUGCGUCAUCUUUUGAGUAGAUCAAUAUCUUCCACUUCAUUGAAGAACAGUCUUGGAAGCAUGACGUCCCUGGAAAAGAUGUAUAAAUUGGCAAUAGAUGAAGAUGGAGUGGUGAUUAGAGAGCUUGGAAAGCUAAAUCAAUUAAGGGAUCUGAGGCUUGAUGAUGUUAGGGGAGAUCAUGUUGACACUCUUUGUUCCUCAAUAAACGAGAUGCCACUCUUGGAGCGAUUAGAUAUCUACGUACAAUAUGGAGCGGUAAUUGACUUGCAUAUUACGUUAUCCUUGUGCAAACUAAGGAAGCUUCACCUGUUUGGCAGUUUAAAAGAAUUCCCAAAUUGGAUUUCGCGACUUCAAAGUCUUGUGAAAUUGUCUUUAAAUCAAUCCAGGUUAACUAACAUUCCAUUGAAAUCCCUGGGAAAUAUGCCAAAUUUGUUGUUCCUCUGUUUUGAUGCAUAUUCUUACGAAGGAGAAACUUUGCAUUUUCAAGGAUUUCAGAAACUAAAGGAACUACGGCUCAAAAGUUUACCGCAAUUGAGCUCCAUCUUUAUUGAUAGCGGAGCACUGCAGUCUUUGGAAAAGCUUCUGAUAAUGAAUAUUCGACAACUGAAGGCAGUGCCCUCUGGCAUUCAACACUUAGAGAAACUCCAAGUUCUCGAAAUCUUUCAUAUGCCGAUUGAAUUUCUGCAGAGUAUCAACCCCAAUGGAGGAGAAGAGCAUUGGAUGAUCCAACAUGUGCCCCAUGUAAGUUUUGUCGCAAAAAAUAGUGCUAUGCUAUUUGCUGAGAUAGCUGCUGGAAUUUUUUCUUCGACUUUAUACAGAGGAGUGCAGACGUAAUGACUAAAGCUACUGAAGGACCCAAAACAAGUUUAUGCAGCAAGGGAUAGGAUUUGGACACGUGGAAAAUGAUCGUGAAGCUGUUAGCAGGAGAAGCUCGCGCGUGAAAUUGACUAAUUCUAGUAUCAACUCUAUUUG
Molecule: messenger RNA, 3003 nt
Organism: Vigna unguiculata (cowpea)
Lineage: Eukaryota; Viridiplantae; Streptophyta; Magnoliopsida; Fabales; Fabaceae
Product: disease resistance protein RPM1-like
Biological process (GO): defense response to other organism
Molecular function (GO): ADP binding
Source: RefSeq, a predicted model, not a curated record